UGACUCGUUGGCUGGAGUCUAUGUUCGCAUUGUGUUACUGAGGAAGGAAUCCUUCACCGUCCAUUAGUACACUCUUGCAGUUGACGAUGACUUACGAUGACGUCUCGCGGUUUUCCAGAAGACGACAUCAGUUACGAGGGUGGAAAUUAUCGAAAUGCAAGAAUUCCGUGAUAUUAGUAGAUAUACAUGUGGGAGAUUUAGACACAUAGCGUUCUCCUCAUGAUGAAGGGUGGCAUAGCGUAUCCCGGAGACGCUCUUAACUGUAGGAGCCAAAGAUUUCCAUAAUGUAUCGUAUCAAAUUCUGUAAACAACAAACAUACAUUCUUUCUAUCAAGACACAGGUGCUGCAAGUUAAAGUCCACGGAGCACAGCAGUUAGAGAAACGGCCCCGAAUAUUAUGGGUUGUCCGGAGAGUGAUGUCGUGGCUCUGGGAUACAGUAGGCCUUGGCUGGUAUGGUCCCUCUGAGUCUGCCAUUUUGGUCAAACGCUGGCAAAAUUGGACGAAGCAAACAAGGUCGCACGAGUCCUCGACAAGGGAAAACAGCCCUCUGUUGGGAAGUUUUGCGCUCGCAGCUAUGCAUGUUUCUUCCAUUUCAGGCAGGCUUUUCUCUGACGAACAGGAGCCUGUAGUGCGUGCGAAGACGUUGAGAUGGCGCCGUUUCAAUCUCCAGGUUUUUGCAAACUUGUUAACAAUGAUAAGCAAGCCGUCGUGCCUAUUGCUCUACUCAGAUCACACGCGCGGCGUAGGGUUGUGAUCCACGACUUUUUUUUCCGAUCAUCAUUCGACAACCAUCUCAAAUAUUCAGACUCUUCGCUUGUACACCGUCACGACAUAAUGGACUGUCCAAAAAGUAGCUGGU
Molecule: messenger RNA, 860 nt
Organism: Pseudomassariella vexata
Lineage: Eukaryota; Fungi; Ascomycota; Sordariomycetes; Amphisphaeriales; Pseudomassariaceae
Exons: 1
Coding region: 285-755 (156 amino acids)
Source: RefSeq, a predicted model, not a curated record